Diuraphis noxia (Russian wheat aphid) is the source of this 1181-nucleotide messenger RNA. Its product is annotated as deoxyribonuclease TATDN1. The record is from RefSeq and is a predicted model, not a curated record. Gene Ontology annotation, molecular function: 3'-5'-DNA exonuclease activity. Lineage: Eukaryota; Metazoa; Arthropoda; Insecta; Hemiptera; Aphididae. Gene Ontology annotation, cellular component: cytosol.
ACUUAGGAUUAUAUAUUCAAAAACAAAAAUUAUUGUCUAUUACUCUAUAGUACCUACUCCAUAGGUUUUUUGUUUUUAAAGUUGUCUCUGUUAGAAAAGAUUGGACAGAGGAUUAGAUUUUAAUACAAUUUAUGUUACUAUAAUUUUUUCCAUGUAGUUUGAAAUAAUAAGAUUGAAUGAAUUUAAAGUCACACUCACUCUGGAAGUUUACAAAAAUGUCUUCUAUUCCAUUCAUCGAUAUUGGAGCUAAUUUGACAGAUCCCAUGUUCAAAGGAAUAUAUAAUGGCAAGAAAAAGCAUAAAGAAGAUUUAGAAGACGUUUUGGAACGUGCUUGGAAAAAUGAUCUUAAAAAGAUCAUUAUAACUAGUGGCAGCUUAAAUGAUUGCAUUGAAGCUUUAAAGAUAGCAUCAUUGAGUGAAAAUCUUUACUGCACUGUUGGUUGUCAUCCGACACGUUGUGAUGAGUUUACUGAAGCCAAGAGUCCCGAAGCAUAUUUAAAUAGUUUGACAGACUUGAUAAAAAAUAAUCAGUCAAAAGUAGUAGCAAUAGGAGAAUGUGGACUUGAUAAUCAACGACUACAUUUUUGCUCCAAAGAGAUCCAAGAAAAAUAUUUUGAAAUGCAGUUAAAAUUAAGUGGAGAUUUUAAUUUACCAUUGUUUUUACAUUGCCGUGAUGCAGCUCCUACAUUUUUAGAAAUACUAAAGAGAAAUCCCAAUCUUAUAAAGUCAGGAGGCGUUGUACAUUCUUUUGAUGGAAGUUUAAAAGAGGCCAUAGACAUAAUUAACUUGGGUUUUUAUAUUGGUAUUAAUGGAUGUUCAUUGCGGACAGACGAUAAUUUAAAAACAGUAUCAGAAUUGCCUAUAAAUCGUUUGAUGCUGGAAACAGAUUGCCCAUGGUGUGAAGUAAAACAAACACACCCAUCUUAUUCUUACGUACAAACCAAAUUUAAUUCGGUGAAAAAAGAAAAAUUUAUUGAUGGUUCUAUGGUCAAAGGAAGAAAUGAACCAUCAACCAUUAGGCAAGUCUUUGAAGUAUUAGCUUCAUUGAAAAAAGAAGACCCUGUAUGUUUAGGAAACCAAAUAUAUCAAAAUACUAUGGAACUAUUCUUUAAAGAUAAAUAGUUUUUAAUUAUCUUAUUAUUAUUUAAAUUAUGAUUAUGUUUCUUAGAAAAUAUAAAUUUG